GGCUCGGCGUCGGCCGGUCUGACCACUUGUCCCUCCGGUGGCCUGGGGUGUGGGCGUCCCUCAUCGGUGGGAAGCAUGUAGGGCUCCCGCAUCGCCGCUCGGGCGGCGUGUGCGUGUCCGCAGCCGCUCGCAGGCUUCCAGCCAGGAAACCCUACGGACCGAGGGUCUCCGGGGUGCCCAGGCCCUGAGGGCUCCCCGAAGCAAAGGGUGACGGAUGCAGGAGGAGCCGAGGAGGCCCCAAGAGAGGUGGGAAGGUGGGGUUCCUGACCUUUGGAUCUUCGGUCCAAAAAUAUUUAAAACGUUGAGGACAGAUAAAGAAUUGCCAACUUUCUAAACAGAGUGGAGACUUCAGCAUAUAGGCGGUCCAUAGUGGGAAUGGAAAACCCCUAAGGAGGGAAACUUGGAAACACCAGGAUUUAACAGAUUGGGAGAACAGUAAGUGUGUCCUUAAGAAGACUAUCUUUCAAGAACUACAGUCAUUGGGGGGUGAUACUAGAGUCACAAUGGAGGUUCCCCCAGCAGCCAAGUUUGGUGAGACCUUUGUGUUUGAGGACAGCUUAGAGAUGCAGCAAGAACUCUUCCCAGAGGAGGACCUGGGGGACCCUUUUCUUCAGGAAAGAGGUUUAGAGCAAAUGGCUGUUAUUUAUAAGGAGAUCCCUCUCGGGGAGCAAGACGAGGAACAUGAUGAUUAUGAGGGCAAUUUCAGUCUGUGCUCAAGCCCUGUUCAGCAUCAGAGUACCCCCCCAGUAAACAGAUCCCAGGAUGAUGAAAUCUUCAGCCCAACCUUCUUGCAGAAAUCAGACCUUAGUAUGUGUCCGAUAACCCACAGUGGAGAGGAACCCAAUAAACACAGUUGUGAGAAGGCGAGCAGGGCACACUCAGGACCUAACGAACCUCACAGAACUGCGCCACCCGCAAAACCCUAUGCAUGUCGGGAAUGCGGGAAGGCCUUCAGCCAGAGCUCACACCUUCUCAGGCACCUGGUGAUUCACACUGGGGAGAAGCCCUACGAGUGCUGUGAGUGCGGGAAGGCCUUCAGCCAGAGUUCACACCUUCUCAGACAUCAGAUAAUUCACACUGGGGAGAAGCCCUACGAAUGUCGGGAAUGCGGAAAGGCCUUUCGUCAGAGCUCAGCCCUCACACAACACCAGAAAACCCACACUGGGAAGAGACCGUAUGAGUGUAGGGAAUGCGGGAAAGAUUUCAGCCGGAGCUCAAGUCUCAGAAAACACGAGAGAAUCCACACGGGAGAGAAACCUUAUCAGUGUAAGGAAUGUGGGAAAUCCUUCAAUCAGAGCUCUGGCCUGAGCCAGCAUCGGAAAAUCCACACCUUGAAGAAGCCUCACGAAUGCACUCUCUGUGGGAAAGCCUUUUGUCACAGGUCCCACCUCAUUCGGCACCAGAGGAUUCACACUGGGAAGAAACCUUACAAAUGUGAAGAGUGUGGGAAGGCCUUCAGCCAGAGCUCCAACCUCAUUGAACAUCGCAAGACUCACACCGGCGAAAAACCCUACAAAUGCCAUAAGUGUGGGAAAGCCUUCAGCCAGAGCUCCUCCCUCAUCGAGCACCAGCGCAUCCACACUGGGGAGAAGCCCUAUGAGUGCGGCCAGUGUGGGAAGGCCUUCUGCCACAGCUCUGCCCUGAUUCAGCACCAGAGAAUCCACACCGGGAAGAAACCCUACGCAUGCAACGAGUGUGGCAAAGCCUUCCGGCACAGGUCAGCCCUUAUUGAGCACUAUAAAACCCACACCAGAGAGAAGCCCUAUGAGUGUAACAAAUGUGGCAAGUCCUUCAGGGGAAGCUCACAUCUUAUUCGGCAUCAGAAAAUCCAUGCUGGGGAGAAGCUCUAGAAGGAGGAGCUCACACCAAAGCUUGAAACCCUUUCCCAGAUGGAACCCACACCCCAUCGCCUUGUCUGUAAGACCCCACCCACCUCCCUGAUCCCAGGGCCGAAUGGAAAUGUGCCACCCCCAGAGCUUCUGGCCACCCACGCUGGCAGCCAGGCCCCCUCGCGCCCCCCCCACCCUGGGCGCCCCACAUGCAGCAGGUUUACUGAGUGGGAGGGUGGAGUAAUGGGAAGGCCGCUGAAUAAGAGGCAUGCCCAAAAAGAGAGCUGGCCUCUGAUUUGACUCCCAAGCCUGUGAGAUUGAGUUUUGCCAUCUCUUCGCCUUUGUCAAAAUCCAGAAGAAUAAACACCAGAGGGAGAAAGUUGAGUUAAACGCACAAAAAUAUCAGAUGAACUCUCUAACGUCAACUGCAGUCUGGCACUUUGAGAAGACAGAACUGUGCUCACAGUCUGAAUCUGCUAAAGAAAAAUGAAUCCGAAAGUAGAUAUGUUAACAGCAAAAUGGAAUCUUCCAUUUGGCUUGGGCACUGGUGGGGACAACCAAAACAGGUUACAGAAGAGAGGGAGGGUCUGGAAGGAUUCAUUCUGGGUUGGGGAAGGGAGUGGUGAGCCCCUGGCAUGGUCUCUUAAUCCCUGUUCUGGGUUAGAGUAAGGGUGGUUUCUGGCAGAUGGCCUUCACAGGACGGUAGAGGUUUGGUCCUGUAGGCCAGAGGACAUUUGACCCUGGCUUUGACUCAGCCUGGCAUAAGGCAUCAGUGCCCUCCAGUUAUAACUCCUCCACAAGACCUAGGGCUCCCAAGACCACAGUGUGCCUUGGUUGGCCCCAGGGCCCGUUUCUGGUCUGGGGGCUCUUCAGCCACCUCUCUGCUCUCCAGUGCUGGGGGACCUAGGAAGCAGGGCGAUUCAGUCAGAGGUCCCAGUUCAGAUCCCAGGUCUGCCCCUCCUACUUGUGUGAUCUUGAGGAAGCUCCAACGCUCUGUUUCCCUAUCUAUGAGAUGGAGAUAUUGGGACCUGGCCAACUCCUGUUCAGAAUGAAACCACCCAUGAAGUGCUUUGGCAACUGGCAGUUGAGGAUGGAGACCCAGAGGGACCCUUGCCCCACCCAGAGAUCUAUUUCCUAAAGGCCCAAAAGGCAUCCCUGCUGUUCCCCGGAUGGCAGGGCCUGCAGCCCACCCUCUCGUUGAACCAGGGCUUAGGCUUUUCUUCACUCCCUCCAGUCUGUAUCCUGGGCUGUGGAUGCCCUGUGGGGCCACCUCCCAGACAGGAACCCUUUCCAGAUGCCAUCCUCAACCUAUCCCCAGAAGCAGUGUGGUCUGCGUCCCCGUACUUCUGUCCUCUCUCCUCAGGCAUUAUUCAAAAAGUACCAUUGCCUAUUCCCUGCCUAGACCAAUUCAGUCGGCAUCCCCAGAGGUGGGGCUCAGACAGUGGUAUGUUUUUAAAGCUCCCCAGGUGAUUAGAAUGUUCCAGUAGGUAGCCAGGAUGUGAGCUCUAUGCUAGGCAUCUUGCAACCCCAGCAUCUCCCAAAUAUCAGGCCUGCUUGCCGUGAGCAGAGUUUGAAGGUGGCCAUUCUGUCUCAGUCCCCAUGCCUCCCAUCCGCCAGGAAUGGGCUCAGGCUGUGCCGUGUCUGGCUGGUGGAGAGGUGUUUGUCCCAGGUCCUCAGGCCUUCGUGUGGCCACCAGGAUCUCUUGGGUAUUGCCUUCCCCCAGGCUCCUCCGAGGCAGGCUAAGCGAUUCUUUUUUUUUUAAAGAUUUUAUUUAUUUGACAGAGAGAUAGCGAGAGCAGGAACACAAGCAGGGGGAGUGGGAGAGGGAGAAGCAGGCUUCCUGCCGAGCAGGGAACCCGAUGCGGGACUCGAUCCCAGGACCCUGGGAUCAUGACCUGAGCUGAAGGCAGACGCUUAACGACUGAGCCACCCAGGCGCCCCUAGGCUGAGCGAUUCUGAAGUUUUCCAAAAGUUUAUAGCUGGAAUCCCAUUACCCGCAUCAUGGGAACACUGGCUAUUUCAGCUAAUCAGAAGCUCAGCUUGGUGCUCAUGUAUAGUUUUGAUGAAUAAAAAUGGACAAGUAAUUGUUACUUAGCAAGUGGAGCUUGGCAGGCUGGAGAUUUUAAAAGGCCAGGUCUCCAGCUGGGGGGAUGACAGUGGACGUCCCAGCCAUGAGGACAGCAGCCAUUCCUGUCCAGCUCCUCUCUGUUGCGUGAAUGUGUGAAACCUUGAGCCAGCACCCGGGUCUCCUAGAACCUACCGUACCACCAGCUAGAGUGGCCUGACUGGCUGGCCCUGGGGAUUGCUUGCAUGUGGCCUGCACUGCGGGUCUUCAGUCACUUACUAAGAGUGCAGAGAGAAUUGAGACCCCUGCUCUGCGUGGGUGGGAGAGCAGCCCCCUCCCCAAGAUCUACCUCCUCGCACCCCCCCGGCCCCCCAUUCGGCCUCGCCUUGGCCAGGCCUGUCCUUAUCCGGCAGUCAUCGGUUUCCUACCUUUGAUGUCUCUCCGUGUGCUUCUGCACGCCCUAGCCAAAUUGAUUUUCUUAAAGCAUCUCUUUGCACAUGCCACCAUGCUCCUUAAAGCCAACCCUCAGGGGCUUUUCUGCACAUAAGCCCCUAUUUCAGCCAAUCUGGUUUGCUCCUGAACAGACCACAGGGGGUUCACGCCACCCUGCCCAGAUGCUCCCUCCUCUCUCAGCUUCCUUUACCUCAUUUUAUGCCAUUCUUGCAUUUUGGAAUAUGCACUUUCUCCUCCUCCUGGUCCCCCCCGCCAUCUCCUCCUUCCUGUCGACAAUUUAUGUAACAUGGGGAUUGAGACCCCCUUUCUGAAGGGUUGACAGAUUCUCACAAAACCAUGGUAGGACCAGGUACUUUUCAAAGUGUGAGCAGAACCUAGUACCUUCUGUUCACAUUCCUUUACUGUUUUAUGUAUUUUUAAAUCCUUCAAUUUAUUUAGGUUCUUGAACAGUGUAAUAUUACAAGAGAACAUCCUGGUAGUAUUUUAAUCGUCCUUGGAUUUAGUUGUUUUAUGUUUGUCUUACAUUUUUUUCCUUCUUAUGGUAGAUGUUGAGUGUUGUAAAGCUCCAACUCUUGGUUUUGUUGACUAAUCGAAUGGUUUUGUCGAAGUGUAUGUAUUCUCCUUUUUUUUUUUUACUUCAUAUUUUACAUUUCUGAAAUUAUUUAGAUAUAGCUAAUCAUAUUUUUAAUGUUUCUAGUAAAUGCAGGUACUUUGGUCUAGGACUUUUUUCUUAGAGCUUUUUCUGCACUCUGUCAGUUUGACAUGUGCAAGUUUUUGUUACCAUAUGAGGAAUUUCCUUUUGGCCCAAGGGUGGUUGUUUUUUUCUAUAUUUCUAAGUGAUGAAUGCAUAGGUCAUUGCUGUUCUUUCUUACUGUGCUGUGGUGUCAACAUUUCUAAGUGUCCAUGGAACCUACUCUGGGCCUGAAGAUAUGAUCAAUUUUUAUAAAGCAUUUGUCAAUCUCAAGAAAUGGGUUUGUACUCCAUCAGUUCUAUUUGUUACUCAAAUUCAUACUUUCUCUGUUGUUUACAGUUCUUAACUUGGGUCUGCAGACUGCCUAGGAGUCCGUGGGUGCACAGGUUUAUUUUAGAGGCAGCAGAGAGGAAUGGAACAAAACUGGGUGGUUACAUACGUGAAAGAAUUGUUCGGGGCUGGGGGUUGGGGGGCCUGUAGCAUUCACCACAUUUUGGAAAGGCUCUGUGAGCCUCAAAAUAGUUAAGAACACUCAUUGACAUGAUCAAAUCAUAGUCUGAUUUUGUGUUUUUUACUUUGUUUCACUUAAAUUUGCUUCUAUUUUAUGUUCGUUGUUGUAAUGUUAGACGUGCACUUUUCUCAAAUCCUUUUUGAGAAAUAGGCAGGGUUAUCAUUAAGUAAGUACCAGGAUAUUUGGAGCAUAUAUAUUUAAUAGUAAUAUAUUGCAAAAUUGUGCCUUUUAGUGCCUUUGCCUCUUUUAAUUCUUCUAGCUUAAAUUUUUCUUUUCCAGAUACCAUAAUUGAAGCCCCUUGCUUUUUUCAAUUUGCAUCUGCAUGAGAGUUGAUUUUGCUCAGCAUUUUUAAAAUUUGUGUAUAUAUUUUGCUGUAUAACUUACAAACAGCAAAGUGUUGGAUUUUAUUUUCUGAUUCUUUCUGUAAUUUUUUUUUAUGCAAGAAGUUCUCAUAUCACAAUUUAUAGAGUAAGGCAUAAUUUAUCUUCAUACUUGUUUUAAUAUAGAUGAACUCAUUUAUUUAUUUAUUUAUUAUUUUUUUAAAAGAUUUUAUUUAUUUAUUUGACAGAGAGAGAGAUAGCGAGAGCAGGAACACAAGCAGGGGGAGUGGGAGAGGGAGAAGCAGGUUCCCGCUGAGCAGGGAGCCCGAUGUGGGACUCGAUCCAGGACCCUGGGAUCAUGACCUGAGCCGAAGGCAGACGCUUGACGACUGAGCCACCCAGGCGCCCAGAUGAACUCAUUUAACCCAAAAAGGCCGUGCUCAUUUAAUGUCCAUCUUUAGGAGUUAUUCACCAUGUGUGGAAUAUUAUUUCUGGGGAGGCUGAUGGUCUGCCGUUGGGCACACCUGCUCCUUCCCGCCUUUGUCAGUGCCAGGCUCUGUCCUGAUCCCACUUUUUUUUUUUUUUUAAAGAUUUUAUUUAUUUGAGACAGAGAGAAUGAGAAACAGAGAGCAUGAGAGGGAGGAGGGUCAGAGGAAGAAGCAGACUCCCUGCCGAGCAGGGAGCCCGAUGCGGGACUCGAUCCCGGGACUCCAGGAUCACGACCCGAGCCGAAGGCAGUCGCUUAACCAACUGAGCCACCCAGGCGCCCCUGAUCCCACUCUUAAAGUGGCUUCAGUGCUCUUGGCUCUAACCCGGAGGAAUGAUGCCACCUCACAGCCCUGUGGAGCUCAGAGGAGAUAGAAAUACAAACCUGCAUGGCAAACUGGGGGCAUAGAGGAUUAGUACGCUAUUAGUGUUUUCUUGAAAUGUUUCUUUUUCUGUUCUUCCUCCCAAAGUUCUUUCAGCAUAACUUGGAAUAGUAUAUUGUGGUUUACUUUUUAGGAAACACUGCCAGAUGUAACAAAGAAUUAGACCUCACAGAUCCAUCCCACACUCCCUGAGUGAAUGUGUACAGUAAUCUGGACAAGCAGCAGGGAACCUGAUCUCAUAACCCCCAUCCCCAUCACCUGUCUGUCCCAGGUGGGUCCCCUUGUCAGCCCUCCCCCUUCCUCUGUGGUAGCGGGGAGAAGCACUGUCACAAUUGCAGAGAUUAGAGAAUAUGGUCACUCUGGCCACUCCUGUGGCAGGUGGGGAAACGGAGGCCAUGAUUUAGCAGAAGUGAGGUGCUUUAGUGUCAGACCUACCCGGCAGCCGUGGCAAAGAACAAUUUCGCCUGUUAUAGUGCAGCCUUGGGCAGCUGUUGCCAGGACUUUUCAGGUGGCAAGUGAUUUAGUCACCAUAGGCCAAGUGAAUAAAGUGAAAACCAAGUACUCUGUCCGCUCAGAGUUGCUCAGCCCUUGUACAAGUGGACGUCCGCCAACAUUACACAAGGUGGAUAUAUAUAUAUAUAUAUAUAUAUAUAUAUAUAUCUCCACAUACAUACACACA
Messenger RNA from Mirounga angustirostris (Northern elephant seal), 7417 nucleotides. It is a transcript of the gene ZNF70, whose product is annotated as zinc finger protein 70. Gene Ontology annotation, biological process: regulation of gene expression. The record is from RefSeq and is a predicted model, not a curated record. The transcript has 2 exons. Lineage: Eukaryota; Metazoa; Chordata; Mammalia; Carnivora; Phocidae. Gene Ontology annotation, cellular component: nucleus. The coding region runs from base 504 to 1850 and encodes 448 amino acids.